Molecule: messenger RNA, 2479 nt
Organism: Elephantulus edwardii (Cape elephant shrew)
Lineage: Eukaryota; Metazoa; Chordata; Mammalia; Macroscelidea; Macroscelididae
Gene: ANAPC2
Product: anaphase promoting complex subunit 2
Exons: 13
Coding region: 5-2479 (824 amino acids)
Biological process (GO): ubiquitin-dependent protein catabolic process
Cellular component (GO): anaphase-promoting complex
Molecular function (GO): ubiquitin protein ligase binding
Source: RefSeq, a predicted model, not a curated record
GCUGAUGGCGGCGGAGGCGCGGAUGGCAGAGGCGAAGGGGGACGGCGACCCCGCGGCCGGACAGGAGCUGCUGGUGGCCUGGAACACCGUGAGCACCGCGCUGGUGCCGCCGGCUGCGCUGGGGCUGGCGUCGUCACGGGCCAGCGGGGCCGUCCCACCGAAGGAAGAGGAGCUCCGGGCAGCGGUGGAGGUUCUGCGGGGCCACGGGCUUCACUCGGUCCUGGAGGAGUGGUUCGUGGAGGUGCUGCAGAACGACCUGCAGAACAACAUCUCCCCGGAGUUCUGGAAUGCCGUCGCCCAGCACGAGAACGCCGCGGACGAGCCUCAGUGCCUGCUGCUGCUCCUCGGCGCCUUCGGCCUGCUGGAGAGCCGCCUGGAUCCCUACCUGCACGGCUUGGAGCUCCUGGAGAAGUGGUCUCGCCUGGGCCUGCUCGUGGGCGCGCGUGCGCAGGGGCUGCGGGAAAAGGUCCACACCAUGUUGCGGGGCAUCCUGUUCUUUUCCACGCCCAGGACCUUCCAGGAGAUGAUCCAGCGCCUCUACGGACGCUUCUUGAGAGUCUACAUGCAGAGCAAGAGGAAGGGCGAGGGGGGCACCGACCCAGAGCUGGAGGGGGAGCUGGACAGCCGCUACGCUCGUCGCCGGUACUACCGGCUCCUGCAGAGCACGCUGUGUGCCGGCUGCGGCAGUGACAGGCAGCAGUGCUGGUGUCGCCAGGCCCUGGAGCAGUUUCAGCAGCUCAGCCAGGUCUUACACAGGCUAAACCUGCUGGAACGGGUCAGUGCCGAGGCUGUGACCACCACACUGCACCAGGUGACCCGAGAGAGGAUGGAGGACCGCUGCCGGGGCGAGUAUGAGCGCUCUUUCCUGCGGGAGUUCCACAAGUGGAUCGAGAGGGUGGUUGGCUGGCUCAGCAGAGUGUUCCUCCAGGAUGGACAGGCCAGGCCUGCGUCUCCGGAGGCCAGCACCAUGUUGCGUCGCUGGCGCUGCCACGUUCAGCGCUUCUUCUACCGCAUCUACGCGGGCUUGCGUAUCGAGGAGUUCUUCAGCAUCAUCCGAGACUUCCCUGACUCGCGGCCGGCCGUGGAGGACCUCAGGUACUGCCUGGGGAGGACCAACCAGAGACAGCAGCUGCUCAAGUCCCUGAAGGCAGCCCUGGAGACCCGACUCCUGCACCCAGGCGUGAACACGUGUGACAUCAUCACACUCUACAUCUCGGCCAUCAAGGCACUGCGUGUAUUGGACUCUUCCAUGGUCAUCCUGGAGGUGGCCUGUGAGCCCGUCCGCCGCUACCUGAGGACACGGGAGGACACAGUACGGCAGAUUGUGGCGGGGCUGACCGGGGACUCCGAUGGGACCGGGGACCUGGCUGUUGAACUGUCCAAGACCCACCCCUCAAGCUUGGAGACUGGUCAAGACAGUGAGGACGACUCGGGCGAGCCUGAGGACUGGGUCCCAGACCCCGUGGACGCUGACCCAGGGAAGUCCAGCUCCAAGCGGCGCUCCUCUGACAUCAUCAGCCUGCUGGUCAGCAUCUACGGCAGCAAAGACCUCUUCAUCAACGAGUACCGCUCACUGCUCGCUGACCGCCUCCUGCACCAGUUCAGUUUCAGCCCGGAGCGGGAGAUCCGCAACGUGGAGCUGCUGAAGCUGCGCUUUGGAGAGGCCCCCAUGCUCUUCUGCGAGGUCAUGCUGAAGGAUAUGGCAGACUCCAGGCGCAUCAAUGCCAACAUCCGGGAGGAGGACGAGAAGCGUCCUGCCGACGAGCAGCCGCCGUUUGGGGUCUACGCAGUCAUCCUGUCCAGUGAGUUCUGGCCGCCUUUUAAGGAUGAGAAGCUGGAGGUUCCCGAGGACAUCAAAGAGGCCUUGGACGUCUACUGCAAGAAAUACGAAAAGCUGAAGGCCAUGCGGACCCUCAGCUGGAAGCACACGCUGGGCCUGGUGACCAUGGACGUGGAGCUGACUGACCGCACACUGUCUGUGGCCGUGACGCCCGUCCAGGCUGUGAUUCUGCUGUACUUCCAGGAGCAAGCCAGCUGGACGCUGGAGGAGCUGAGCAAGGCGGUGAAGAUGCCGGUGGCCCUGCUGCGGCGCCGGCUGUCAGUGUGGUUGCAGCAGGGUGUGCUGCGGGAAGAGCCCCCUGGCACUUUCUCAGUCAUUGAGGAGGAGCGGCCCCAGGACCGGGACAGCAUGGUGCUGAUGGACAGUGAUGAGGAGAGUGACUCCGGAAUGGCCUCCCAGGCUGACCAGAAGGAGGAGGAGCUACUGCUCUUCUGGACCUACAUCCAGGCCAUGCUCACCAACCUCGAGAGCCUGUCCCUGGAGCGAAUCUACAGCAUGCUGCGCAUGUUCGUCAUGACGGGGCCCGCGCUGGCUGAGAUUGACCUGCAGGAGCUCCAGGGCUACCUGCAAAAGAAAGUACGUGACCACCAGCUUGUCUACUCUGCCGGCGUCUACCGCCUGCCCAAAACCUGCAGCUGA